This is a messenger RNA of Zootermopsis nevadensis, 3194 nucleotides long. The record is from RefSeq and is a predicted model, not a curated record. Lineage: Eukaryota; Metazoa; Arthropoda; Insecta; Blattodea; Termopsidae.
UGUCAGAAUGGCGCUCAUUAAGUAUUUAUUAACAGUUCCCCGCCUCUCGUUUCCACACUUGAGGGAUCGCAUGUUAGUACGAAGCCCACACGCCUCUCGCUUCCUCUUGGAGGGGCUGGAGGAGCGGACUGCGAAAUCUACGAGUUUGCAUUUCGAUCCAGCAAAACAGAACGUAAAGACCAUGGCAGGCAGACCUGGAGUAGCGAUGCUUUCUCCGGAGGAAGACUUUAACGUCAACAAACUUCGAACAGCACAGCAGAAGAACAAGAAGAAGAACAUCGUUUUCCCAACGACAGGGACACCUAGAACGGAGAUUCAGCCGGGCAACUUCGUGUACGAUUUGAGACCAAUGUUUCAACUACAAAAACUUACGGGGCAUUUUCCACUUCAUACGAACGACGCAGGUGACGUGGAAUUCAGGCUGUUCAGUUUCCUGACGCUCUACACCGCGCUAAUCCAGGGGAUCAUGCUGACUGGGGGAGCACUAAUAUGGAGACACAGGAUUGAUUACCUCAUGAGGGAGGGACCGGACUUCGCGCAGGCGAUCAUCGAGGCCACUUUCCUUGGAGCGUUUACGCCUCUUUUCCUGUCGCCAUUUGUCCAGUUACCAGAAUCUGGAAAGACAGCCAAAUACGUCUCUUCUUGGGCAGAUUACCAGAGACAGUACGAGGCUGUGGUAGGCAGACCACUCGACCUGAACCUGAGACGAUCGGUGACUCUGAGAAUUGCCUUCAUAAUCCUCGUCUGCUCUGGGAUAACGUCGUUCCCCUAUGUGACGCUAAAAGAGAUCAGAGCCUGGUUUGCUCUACCGUUCUUCUACUGUCUGUGUUCCUGCGUCCUGAACACUGGCAUGUGGCACAUAAAUGGUCGGGCGCUGGUUACAGCUGCCAGGACUCUCAUGGAGCAGAUAGAACGACUUUUAACCACGUGUGAAUUCAACUGCGAGGACAAGAUUGCCGAAUACAGAAUGUUGUGGUUAAAACUGAGCAAGUUGACGCAGGACAUGGGCAGCUCCAUGGGCCUCACGUUCGGAACCCAGGUGAUCGCCUACUUCGUGGAACAGGUCCUUGCCGUGUACGGGCUUCUGUCUAAUCUGCAAGAGGGCUUCGUCAUGAACAACGUCGUGUUCGUAUCUUGCGGCUUAACGUUCUCUUGGCUUCUGUACGUCACUUGCAACACAGCUCAGAACGCCACUGAAGAGGUGGGAAUAAACAUGCAAGAACGGCUUCAGAAACUGUUUCACAAGAUACCGCGACACUUCGCUGACAGCAGACAAGAGGUGCGGUUUUUCAUUCAAACCAUUGUCGAAAACCCCCCUAAAAUCAACUUCUGCGGAUUCGUCUUAGUAAACAGAGGAUUACAGACGUCGAGGACAGCGAAAUAUUCCGGUCGGGGCUACGGCACUUCUGAGCACAGGCCAUCAAGUCAGGCGACCAAGGUGUUCUCCUACUUGUUGCAAAACUUGCAGCCAGCGGCAAUGACAACGUCUGCAUGGGAAGACAAACAGGAAGCCUCUACGUUCUACGAAGAAAUUAAACCCGUCAUGAUUCUGCUCAGAAUAUUAGGUGUUCUACCCUACAGCACGACUUCAACAGGCGCCGUCCACUUUAAGUGGCUGUCUGCAGCCAUGUUGUAUUCAAUCGGGUUCGUCGGUUCGAUAUCGACAUGUGUCGGCUUCACUUUGAUGGGCGGAUUCGCCUUUAACACCGAUUCGAAAGACUCCUUUUCCGAGAAAACUAUUGUAUUUGCAGCAAGACUGUUCAUCUCGUCUGUGUUCAUUGUACCGAUAAAUCACUGGCCGGAGACUGGUAAGAAGAUGAGGUUCAUCAACAGCUGGACGGAGCUUCAGACAGAAUACCGGAAAAUAACAGGAAGGCGUCUGCACCUGGAGUUACGAAGAAAAGUGAUUGUCUGUCUGUCUGUCAGCGCAGUACUCAUUCCUACAUUCAGUUUGAUGGUCUACUUUACUGGCAUUAUGCUGUACUGGUGGCAAAUCUUCGGCUUCAUAUUCGCCUUUGCCAUCACCAUGAUCCUGCCCUUCAUCUGGGUAUUCACGUGCACAGCAAUCACCAAAGUCGCCAGGGAUCUGGCAGACGAAAUCGAGCAACACCUCCCACGAGGUUUCGUGACCGUGGGCAAGAUUUCCAGUUACAGCAAGUUUUGGCUGCGUCUCCGGAAGCUGAUGCAAGACCUCGGAAGCUCCAGUGGCUUCACAUAUGGCGGACAGAUACUCAUUUACUUCGCCAUGAGCGUCCUUCUCAGCUACGGCUUUAUGGUCGACCUGGGGGACAAUUACAACUACGCCGCUGUCUCCUCGGCCUUGCUGUUUCAAAUCGUCAUCUUUGUGCAGUGCAAUUCCGCACAGGAGGCUACCAACGAGGUGGGUACCAAAUUCUCCGAACGUCUACAGUCAAUCACGAACGACCUGCCAGUCACAUGUACUGAACAAAUAAAGGAGAUGAGAUAUUUCUUAUCUGUAAUUGGACGAAACCCUCCGACGAUAAGUUUCUCCGGAUUUGUCGACGUGAACAGAGGACUGGUCACUUCUUUCAUUUCAGCCAUGGCGACGUAUCUGGUGGUUCUUGUGCAGUUCCAAAUGAGUGACAAGUCUUCAGAACAGAACGACAUCAACGCCUGACGUGACCCAUCACAGAUCUUCCUUCGCCUCAGGACGUAAUUACUCUUCGCAGGCAUUUACGAACCACGUUUAGAAAUUUAAUGAAUAUCAACACCUAAAUAUCGUCAUAUAACCAUGUUCCACCUUAAUAACUCUUUACAGCCAUAGAAUCGCUACGAAUGAUGGGUAAAAGUAUUACUUAUUUCCUCUAGAAUACAGAAACACAAACACAUUAUUACACGCUGUAAUUACCAGUCGUAAUUCCACAAUUACAUGAAAUGACAUUGCAAAUUUGUACUCUUUUGAGUACGAUAAAAAGGGCAUGGGUGUUCUUUACACUAAGAGUGGUAACCAAGAUCGUUGCUGUAACAAUGUUAUUCAAGACUCGAAUGUGUUCUCCACAUUCUUAUGGGCUCGAUGUAUUGAUAUGGGAAUAACGAAGGUGCUGAUACGUCCUGACAGGGCAGCAAAAUAUAACCUUUGAACUAUGAAAUGUGUUACGUCAGAGGCCAGUAAUUUUAAUGAUUCAUCAGUAACCAAGACAUCAGCACUGUACUUGACACAAUAAACUUAAUUA